This is a messenger RNA of Daphnia carinata, 2796 nucleotides long. RefSeq lists its product as uncharacterized. Lineage: Eukaryota; Metazoa; Arthropoda; Branchiopoda; Diplostraca; Daphniidae. The record is from RefSeq and is a predicted model, not a curated record. The coding region runs from base 1 to 2796 and encodes 931 amino acids. The transcript has 2 exons.
AUGGCAACAAGUAUUCCAACCUACGACGUGGCUAAUCCCUUGACACCUGAGGUGUUAGCUAAGUUGGAGGGUGACAGGACAGUCACUCGCAGAAGGAUUACAACUAUCUGCCGAGAAGUCGAAAGCAUUAUAGAUGCAAACGGCUCUAUUGGGAGCCUGAAGGUAAUGCUGACGAAGAUUAGAACUUUGCUGUCAACACAUGAGCAACUGAGUGAAAUACUCAUUGCACAUAGUACAUCAGAGGACGACACAGAUAAACAGUUUCAAGCCCAGCUAAAGUAUUUACGCAAGGUAGAAGACGUUGCUGACGCAAUCAAAGCUUACAGAGUGUCACAGAACGACGUCACCUCAUCAACAGCAUCAUCGGCUGCAAGCGUCAAAAGCUCUCGUUCAAGCCAAAGGGGCCCACUAUCAGAAACUGAGAAGAAAUUGAAAGAGUUGGAUGAAGAGAAAAGGAGGAAGAAGUUGGAAUUUGAACAGGCAAAUGAAAGGGCCAAGCAGGCCAAACAAGAGCUGGAUCGUGUGGAAAUGGAGCUAGAAAACCUGGAUGUGGACGAAUGGAAGUUGAGGCAUCCAGGCUCCCCAGUAGAAGAUGGCGCUGGAGGGCGAACAAAGGUAGAAGAUUGGUUUCGAACGUUAUCACCUAGCCAACCCACAGAAAGCCAAGCACCAGAUGGCUGGAUUGAAGAUUAUUUGGCAGAUAGGGUUGAAGUCUCUACACAGCGGUCGACCAAGUUUAAAUCUGCAGAUCUAGAAUUCUACGGUGGGGACCCAAUUGACUGGUUCUGCUGGAUUGAUUUAUUCAAAGUAUUAGUCCAUGAAACCCCAAAGUCCCCUGGGGAGAAAUUGACGAUUCUGAAAGGACACCUGACGGGAGAAUGCCAAAUGACAGUCAAGACGUUGGGUGGUGGAGAGCCGGCCUACAAAGAGGCCCUGAAGAGAUUGAAGCAAUCAUUUGGAAGACGAGAUGUGUUAAGGGUGGCACAUUUACAAGCUUUGGAGCGCCUGGAAAGAGGAAAUAAUGCAACGGCAUUCCAACGAUUUGCUGAUCGAGUGCGAGCCCAUCUAUUCGACUUGAGUAGGAUAGGCGAGACUGCGCAGCCAGACAUCAUUGAAAAGAUCUGCCGGAAGUUGGCCCAGCCCGACCGACUUGCGUGGAAUGAUAAGAAGCCGUAUGGGGCCAGCGAAACGAGGUCAUUAGAAGAAUUUGCUGAUUGGCUAUGCCAGCGAGCUGCGGCAUACCAAACGCCUACGAGAUCGUCGCCGAAUCAAGCGCAGAAUCCGGAAAGAAGAAUAGAACCCAGGGUCGAUCGCACCAAACGUCGAUUCAGAUUCAGAAAGAAGUGCAAAGGACAACAUCGAUUGACCGACUGCCCAGCGUUUCAGAAGCUGGCGGUUGGAGAAAGAUUCACGUUUGUCCAAACCCACCGAUUGUGUUUCAACUGUUUAGGCGCCAAUCAUUCGGUGAGAUUCUGCAACCAAUGGAAAGAGUGCGGUCGGAACGGUUGCAACCGGCGUCAUCACCCUCUCCUACAUCAUGACGACAAACCAGCUGCAGCUAAGGGAGCAUCAGCCAGAUGCUCCAAAGACGAACUUCAGGAAGAGGUUGCGAUGGGGGUGAUGAAUGUACGAGUCCAAAAUUCCCGAGGAGAGUAUGUGUGGGCCAAUCUGUUCAUCGAUGAAGGAAGUAACACAUCCCUGGCAAGAAGCGACUUCAUUCGGAGUUUAGGAAUAGAUGGAGAGGAUCAGAAAUUAGAGAUGAAAGGAAUCGGGGGAGUCAGCCGCUGUUACAACACAUCCAAAGAAGUAAUCCUGACCGUUAGGUUAUUGACAGGAGGGGAGACCACCAUUAAGGUCUCCACGAUGCCGACGGUAACAGAUCCCAUGCCGUACGUCGAUUGGAACAAACUGAAGACCCGUUGGAAACAUCUCAAAUCCCUACCGAUCAAAUCAGCAGGAGGGCAGGUGGACUUGUUGAUUGGAGUUGAUCAUUACCACCUCAUCGUCCCGACCGAGUCUAGGGUCGGAGAAGAGGGAGAACCGAGUGCAGUAAAAACACAAUUCGGAUGGUACGCUCGUGGAGUCAUCGGAAGCAAGUUAAGAAGACCACCAACUAGCCACACUGUUACAGCCGUGCGCAGCUAUUCGUUACGAGUCAACGCCGCAUUGGAGAAGGAGCUUCGAGGAUUUUGUGAAACGGAGAAUUUUGGCACUGAAACCCCAAGGCUGGUGAUGCCACCCGAAGACGAAAGGGCGGUGAAGAUUGUCGAGGAGGGAACCCGGAAGCUAGAAAUAGGAUAUGAGGUGCCAAUACCAUGGAAGGAAGGAGAACCUUCACUGCCAGAUAACAAGAGGCUGGCACUUUACCGCUUACAUGAUUUGUUUAAACGGUUUGAUCGAGAUCCGGACUUCAAGGCGGCGUACCAAAUGGCUAUCAAGAAAUACAUCGAUGCGGGAUACGUGAGCGAGGUGGAAGAGGAAGGUGACCCGAUCACCGCGCAAUACUUCUUAGCCCACCAUGGUGUUUACAAGAAGUCGGCGUCGGAGAGGAAGCUGAGAAUAGUGUUCGACUCAGCGGCCCAAUUCCAAGGAAAGUGUUUGAAUGAUGCGAUGCUGACCGGACCGACACUUCAGAAUAUGCUGCCAUCUGUGCUGAUAAAGUUUAGAGAAGCGGAAGUUGCAUUUACUGCGGACAUCGAGGCGAUGUUUAGUAGAAUUCGAUUGAGACCACAAGAUGCCCGUUACCACCGUUUCCUGUGGCGAGAGGAUGGAUCGUCCGAAAUCAAGACUCUUUAA